Molecule: messenger RNA, 1024 nt
Organism: Orbicella faveolata
Lineage: Eukaryota; Metazoa; Cnidaria; Anthozoa; Scleractinia; Merulinidae
Product: peptidyl-prolyl cis-trans isomerase FKBP2-like
Molecular function (GO): calcium ion binding; peptidyl-prolyl cis-trans isomerase activity
Source: RefSeq, a predicted model, not a curated record
AUCUUGUCCACGUUUAUCCCUUUUAGUUGUUUCGCUCUACGUGGACUCAUUCAAAUUCAUUGUAACAUCUUCAACCUGCAAACCUCUGCUCUAGUUUGCCCUUGCAGCUUUCGAUAGCUGGUCUACUCCGGUCGCUCCACAUCUUCAGUUCUUUGCACGCGAGAGCAAAACUUCAAUUCACUGUUUCCUAAAUUAACGGAGGACGAAAUGAUUUCUACGCAGUUGUCUGGUUUAGUAAUAUUGGCGGUUCUGCUCGUUUCUGCCUUCGCUCAUAAGCAGCAUAAUGACGGCCAUGAAAAAGCCGAGCAAGACAGAGACCAUUUGUCGGUUGGAAUUAUGCGGAAACCCGACCAUUGCCCAAGAGAAUCUAAAGAUGGCGACCAUUUGACGGUGAGGUACAACAACACCCUCAUCGACCAAACACCUGUUUUAUCGACAGGCGAAUUUGAGUUCACUCUGGGUGAAGGACAAGUAAUUCCCGGCUGGGAUCUGGGCUUGAGGGAUAUGUGUGUGGGGGAACUCCGUGAGCUUGUCGUCCCAUCCCAGUACGGAUAUGGGGAAUACCCCGUCGGAGAUAAGAUUCCCCCCAGGGCACUCUUGGUGUUUUACGUCGAGCUUUUAAAAAUCUCCGACCCUGGCGAGGACAGUGGGAGACCGAACAUGUUCAAGGAGAUAGACGUCAACGGAGAUGGUCUGAUCUCACACUCAGAGGUCGCUGGGUAUUUGAGGCGAGAGGGAAUGUCGCAUGGCGAAGGAGAUGAAAGCCAUGAUAACCUGAUGCAAGAAAUCUUCCACGAGGAAGACAAAAAUAAGGAUGGCUACAUCUCACAUGACGAGUUUCAGGGAAUCAAGCAUGGAGAGCUCUAGACAUUUUUGACGUUGCUCAGUGUUAUUUAACAAUGAAAAGCGGCUUUUCAAAGCAGAAAUUGAUGUUAGGCCUUAGGAAUCACCUUUCGAUUCAGCAAUUUGAUGUUAAUUGUCGUCGCUCGAUGAAUUUUAAUAAAUAUCUCCAGUUUCUCUUAGA